Mesorhabditis spiculigera is the source of this 3702-nucleotide messenger RNA. NCBI's taxonomy places the organism in Eukaryota, Metazoa, Nematoda, Chromadorea, Rhabditida, Rhabditidae. The record is from the annotation of a GenBank genome assembly.
AUGGGCCAAUUGUCGAAGGUGGGCCGCGACUGGGUCGGCGCCGCCCAGUCCGCCUUUACGGUGGCAGCCCAUAUGCCCUCGGCCCUGACGGCCGAGCAAAUCCAGGAACUAUUCGAACGCGUCGAGAAUGGGGUCGACGUCUCCGGGGAUUAUGCGGCCACCGCCGAAAUUGGCAGUCUGCGGAAUCAGAAUGGCGAAAGCCUCCUCCAAGUCGCCGCCAAGGCCAACAACCAGCCAGUGCUUCGGUUUAUCCUGCCAGAGAGCGAUCUCGACGAUACGGACAACGAUGGCUGGAGUGCGCUGUUGAUCUCGGCAUUUCACGGACACCCCGAGAUCGUCUCUUUGUUGGUCGAUUCGGGAUGCGCCGUGGAUCAGCCGGAUUUGAUGGGCUGGACACCGCUGAUGUGGGCCGUCUACAAGAAUCAACCGCAAAUUCUGGAAUUUCUGCUCUCACAUCGGGCCCACGUGAAUUUAAUCGACGAAGAAGACGGGUUAACACCGUUGAUAGUAGCGGCCGGAAGAGGAUUUACGGAUUGCGUGAGAAUCCUGAUCGGCCAUGAUGCGCAGGUGAACGCCUGCGACAAGUUCGGCUCGACGGCGUUGAUCUGGGCGGCGCGGAAGGGCCACCUGCCCGUUGUACAAAUUUUACUAAACGCCGGUGCCGAGGUGGACGCCGUUGGAAUGUACUCCUCCACGGCGUUGAUGCUGGCUACGCGGGGCAACUAUUUGCACGUGGUCGACCUGUUGUUGUCGAGGGAUCCGAAUGUUAAUGUUGUUGAUCAGAAUGGCCUUUCCGCCCUGUCGAUCGCCGCCAAGGAGGGAUAUGCUGAUAUCUGCGAUUCGUUGAUAAAAUGCGGGGCUUUUGUGAACCAGGUGGAAAGAUACGGAAACUGGAUCCUGUCGAGUGCUGUCCGCUCCGGAAACGCAAACAUCGUCCGGAUGCUCCUUGAAAAAUAUGCGGAUAUUAACUGCCAAGACUCGGAUGGCCGCUCCCCGCUUCAUCUCGCCAUCGACAAGUCGUUCAUGGACAUUGUACUGAUUUUGCUGGAAAAACGGCCGAAUUUGGAGCUGAAAAAUCGGGAAGGCGACACACCAUUAAUGCGAGCGGUGAAGAGCCGACACGUCGCGCUGUGUGACCUGCUCGUCAAGGCCGGCGCGAAGAUCAGCGCCACCGACAGGGAGGGGGACAACGCACUACAUUUGGCAUUACGAGCCCGUAGCAAACGCCUCGCUACCGUCCUCCUCACCAACCCACAGGACUCCCGGUUACUGUACCGGCCGAAUAAAUUGGGCCAAACCCCCUAUUCGAUCGAUCAGCAAAAUCCGCAACCGAUUCUACCCCUGAUUUUCGGGCCCGUCGACGCGGAGCAGCAUUUAGACGCCAUGCUAGGAUACGAUAUUUAUAGCAACGUAAUAGCCGAUAUUUUGUGCGAACCAAAUCUUCAACUGCCGCUUACGCUGGGCCUCUACGCAAAGUGGGGAACCGGCAAGUCCGUACUGCUCCAAAAGGUCAAGGAGUCGAUGAACGCGUUUUCGAGGAGUUGGCUCGAUGGCAUGCAACUACGAUGGUCCAUGCCCGUGCUCUUCUACCUCCUCCUCGCCGUCACCGUCAUCACCCUCUCCGUGGCAACCGUAAUCUCCAUCUUUGGCAGUGUUCAUCUCCUGAUUACCGUCGGCGUCGUCGGGCUGGUCAUCUACCUGGUCUUGGGCGGAUUCUACUGCGUCACCUACUACGGUAGCGAGCACAAGAUGUGGGUGCGGAGUAUGAUCCUUGGCGAGCACGUGGCUAGGAUUUUCGCUCAUGUUAGGUUACUUUUCAAUGUUAUAAUGCUGUACGCACCGCAACACUCUGAAAAAGAUAUGGUAUCGAAUCCGGUGUGCUUUUUAUUUGCGGAUUAUCAUCGAUUGUCGUCUUUUGGAGGGGAACAGGCGCUCGCAAAAAUUGUGGUGACCCUCUUCGAGGCGGCCGAGAAUCACUUUGGCGUGCUGCCAGUGAGAAUCUACUGCGCGCUGAGGGGGAACACCUAUUACAAUACCCUGCAGGGCUCCCUCCGACGCCAUUGUGGAGUACCAGUCGUACUCCUUGCUGCCGCCAUCAUCCUCUCCCUCAUACUGUUCGAAAGCUUCAUGAUCGCGUGGCUCUUCUCGGGCCGGACGUUCAACACCGGGUCGAGCAGCUACCUCUUCGUGUCGUUGGUGUUCCUCGUCUUCCUGAUCCUGAUGUUGGCCUACCCGCUCUUUGUGGCCGUACGCCAUGGUACUCAGAACGUGCCGAAGGGGAGGAUCAACUCGGCCGCCCGGGCCAUGCACAAGCUGAGAUUUGAGGGCCUGAUGCACAAGCUCCAGACUGAGGUCGACCUCCUUGCUGACAUGAUCCGCUCCCUCGACGCGUUCACCAACAGCCAGACGCGACUUGUCGUGGUAGUAGACGGACUCGACAACUGCGAGCAGGAGAAGAUGGUGACCACGCUGGACUCGUUGGAGUUGUUGUUCUCGGCGAGAAAGAAUCGGCCCUUUGUCGUGGUCAUCGCCGUCGAUCCGCACAUCAUCAUCUCGGCGAUGAAUCACAAUAUUCAUAGUGCCCUCUCCGGAACCGACCUGACCGGUGCCGACUACCUGAAGAACAUCGUCAACAUGCCCUUCUUCCUGCACAACUCGGCCCUGCGCCAGUUGCAGAACAGGCUGCGCGAGAAGCGGGAGACGUACCUCGACUGGAAGGAGCGCUUCCGGCGCCAGGACACCUUCCAUGGGUCCCACCUAUCGUUGAGCGGGGCUGGCCUCGGGAAUUCGACAGCCAGGAAGCAGACCCAGUCGGCGCUCAUCGUCGGCACAAGAUCGGUCGGCGAGGCACUAAUGGCUGACGAUUACUUCUCGGCGAUCAACCCUCGAGCCAUGCGACGUAUCAUUAAUGCGUUGACGCUGACGGGGCGUCUCCUGAGAGCUUUUGAGAUCGAGUUCUCGUGGCUGGCGCUUGGGCAUUGGGUGUCGAUGCUCGAACAAUGGCCGGUGCGUAUGUGCUGGCUAAUCGAGUACGCGGUCGAAUCAAACAACGGCUCGAAGGGCCUGUUCGACAUCUACCUGCAGCUCCGUGCCCAUCUACCAAAGAACGAUCCGCUCUUCACGCAGGACCGCAACCCCGAGAACUUCGAGUCGUUUCUGCGAGCCGUUGGAGCGGAAGGGGCCCCAAGCAUCGUCGCCUCGACCCCGCUGCCAAACAUGAGCCGGAAACGGGCGACCGUCUCCGAGCUGGCCACCCAGAUGACAGUAGAUGGACAGCACGACGCAUUAAUGGCCAGUCUGGCGGAUAUGGACGCGCAGGAGACGGAGGGCGACCUGCCGAAUGGGAGUGUAUCGGGAGGAGCAUCAGGUCAAUAUGACGAUGAUGGAGCCGCAACCUCACUCGAUUCGACAGAAAGCCGAUUCGGAAGCCGGGAGAAUCUGCUGGAUCUUGACGAUGAGCACGAGCCAAUGUUGAGCAGGCAACCGAGCGCUAGAGGCGAAAUGAUGCGCAGCCUGCGGAACAACAGCGUCCACACGGAUGGGGGCGGAAUUUCGCCCCGCGAAGCGGGGAGUCGCACUUCUUCAUUUAUGGGCAGCCAAGGCUCGGUGGAGAACGAGAACCAACUGACGGUGCUCCGACGUCAAGAACAGCAGGAAAGGGAGCCGUUGCAAGGACUAUUUAGACCCGACGACCCGCCCGUG